AUGGCGACGGAAGAAGUCGUCGUCGAGAGCGCCGGCGUCGACGUCGACCGGCACACCGUAUCGGCGCCGCGCUUCGCUCCGAUCGCCACCGGGGGCGGCGGCGAGUCCAACGCCAUCUCCGUCGAGCAGCACACCCAGGACGGAGACCUCUGCGAAGCGGUCGUCGCUCCUCUUCUCCAAAGCAGGUCCGAAAGACUGAACGAGGUGGACGAUGACGACGACGACGUGCGCGUCCUGGACCACAUUCCCACCGAAACUCGGUCGUCGUCUUCGCGAAAGCGAAAGAAGAAGCCAUACAGUGGCUCGUCGGUGACCGAGACAGACCAGCUGUCGAAUUCCAAGCCAGAUCCUUCAUUUGUCUGUGAAAUUUGCAUCGAGCCGAGGAUGAGCAGCGACAUGUUUCGUAUUAAGGGUUGUAGUCACGUGUAUUGCAAUGAGUGUGUUACUAAAUACGUAACUUCAAAGCUUGGCGACAACGUGACGCAUGUAGGCUGCCCUGUAUCAGGCUGCGGCGGCGUACUGGAGCUGGAGCAUUGUAGCUCGAUACUCCCUCCGGAGGUGUUCGAUCGUUGGGGCAAAGCAUUGUGCGAGGCUCUGAUUUUGGAGGGGGAGAGGUUUUACUGUCCGUUUAGGGAUUGCUCGGCGUUGUUGAUGAACGACGGAGGCGAGGCCGUGAGGGAAUCGGAGUGUCCGAAUUGCCGGAGAUUGUUCUGUGCUCAGUGUAGAGUGCCGUGGCAUGCAGGGAUAGAGUGCCAGCAGUUUCAGCGGUUAAAGGAGGGGGAGAGAGGGAGGGAGGACAUAAUGUUGUUGAAGCUGGCUGAGAAGCAGCUUUGGAGGAGGUGCCCAAAGUGCCGGUUCUAUGUUCAGAAGAUCGAUGGUUGCGCGCUUGUGAGGUGCAGGUGCGGGCGUCAGUUCUACUACGGAUGA
Molecule: messenger RNA, 927 nt
Organism: Syzygium oleosum
Lineage: Eukaryota; Viridiplantae; Streptophyta; Magnoliopsida; Myrtales; Myrtaceae
Product: E3 ubiquitin-protein ligase RSL1-like
Exons: 3
Coding region: 1-927 (308 amino acids)
Biological process (GO): protein polyubiquitination; ubiquitin-dependent protein catabolic process; positive regulation of proteasomal ubiquitin-dependent protein catabolic process
Cellular component (GO): ubiquitin ligase complex; cytoplasm
Molecular function (GO): ubiquitin protein ligase activity; zinc ion binding; ubiquitin conjugating enzyme binding
Source: RefSeq, a predicted model, not a curated record